UGUGAGUUUUUUACGCUGCUGCUUCGCACGUCCUGUGCUACUGGUUACGCCGUCGUGGCUGUUGUGAGAUCGCCCCCCUGGUGGGUGGUUAGAUCGUGGGAGCAGGCUUUGUUUCUAGCGCUGUUCCCCUCACCCUUCGUGUGCAGUGGAAGUUGGUGAGCUCUGAUCUUUCAGCGCCUGGGGUCGAGCUUCGUAAGUUGCGCCGGUGAAAGUCAAAGAUACCUCACUUCCUCUGCCCUUGAAUGCCUCAUUAUGCUAUAUCUAAUUCUGAGGGGUUCCGACAGCCGUCGUCUUCAUCACUUGUUCGAAAGAUAAAGCCUGUUCAUCUUCCCAAGCUUGAAAUCGGCAAAUGACGCGAACCCAGCUUACCGAAUAAAAUCUGUCCACCCUCUGUCAAGAUGUGCAUUGACUAAGUUUAAUUACCGGAAAGAACUGGAUCUCUCAGUUGUUCAGUGCCAGCUCCUCUUUGCCGGACACCCACUGCAGAAAAGCCAUUCAUUACUUUUGCUCUGAUUGACCUUCUUUUCUCCCACUCGCUCAUGUGAAGAGUCUUAAUUUCUGGAUUUUGAACCUGUACGAUCCCUCGUGGGAUGCGGUUCUUUAGGGUUAUGCAAAUCGUCAAAUCCUCUCCUUCUUGCACUCUCACAGUAUUUUGCCCUUGAGUGUUGCAAAGCUGAAUCAAAGCUUCUCUACCUUCAGGUCUUUUAUUCGGACCUGAGAAUCCUCUGUGAUCCUUUCAUCGUCUUCCUGUGCUUCUCGUAUCCUCUCUUUCUCUUGCAUCGAGGCUGUGUCCCAUUUUCACAGGUUUGCUUGCUGAUCACUUUCCGAGUCAGAGAAGGGCUAAGUUUCCUCUUUUUAAAUCUAUCUCCUUCCGUCCGGAAUCGGAAAUCAAGGAAUGUCAUGUUCGCUAAUCUACUUCUAGAAAUCAUCUACUUCUGAUCUGCAUUACCAGUGCUGGUCCUCCAUUUUUAUGAGUUUUUCUGCAAAGAUUCCAUUCUCUUUCUCCGCGUCGCUGGGUUCUUUCAUUGAACCUCAAGCAUCCUACCACUGCGGAUCUCUAAAUUUAGAUAUGAUAUUCACACCACAGACCUAUUCUGAUCCACAGGCUUUGGACAACAUGUUAAGUAGGAUUUCGCUCUCUAGUUAAAAGAAUGGGUAAACUCUCUUCGGCGGUGAAUGAGUCUCGAUGCGUGACCUUUACAACACAGUUGAACUUCUGUUCUUAGGUCGUGGUCCUGAUAAUGUUUCAAAGCGAUUCUGUAGUGUCCUUCGCUCUCUGCGAUACCUAGGUUUUGUGGCAGGUGUUUUUUUGGUGUGGAUUUCUGCGAAGGAUUUAGAAAGUCUUGCCACUGUGCCCACCGUCGACUUAAGGUAACAUUUAACCAUCGACACCAAUAUGCCUUCAGCCCCUGCUAAGGCCUGCGAGGUAUUACAUGGGAGCAAAUUUGUGUGAUCAAUGACGAAAAGAAGAUGAGAAGGGGACGCUGCUAAGUGAGUUCGUCAAUUGCGACCGUAAUCUUCUCCGAUGGUUUUCAAAAUUUGUCAAAACGCGAUGCUAGAGGAUGUUGUUCACACAGGAAACGAUAUUAGAAGCUUGCCAAGGUUACGGCAUUCCUUCCGAAAUCAGGGGCGGAAGGAUCCGAAUGUCUCUAAUUCUAACCCUCCAUCUCCAAAGGUGUCCACGGCAGCUACGAUCACAAACAAGGCUUCAAAAGAUCGGUUAAUCCAAGCUGGAAGAACUAGUGCACGAAAAGACUUUGUCAAGGUGACCGCACUAGGGCUAGGAACCCAGGACUUUUACAACAAUCCGGAGAGCCUGGCUUCGCUGGAGGAUGCCUACCAAAAAUUUAAGCAGGUUUAUCCUAGAUUCGUGGAUACUGUUGCAGUGGACCAGCUCCGGGAGCGUGAAUAUAGCCAUUUGAGAAAGGGAGAGUAUGCCUGCUUCGAUUAUUGUGGAUUUGGUCUUUUCUCUUACUGGCAGCAGGUGUUUCAACGGCAGAGUUCAUCAUUUAAUCUGGCCUACGUUUCUGCCAAUCUGCCAGCUCAUGCACUCUACGGAGCAGCAGAAGAAGGAUCAGUGGAGGCUUGUAUUAGGAAAAGGAUUAUGAAUUACAUGAAUUUGAGUGAUUCUGAUUAUUGUAUGGUUUUUACAGCCAGUCGAGGAACAGCAUACAAACUACUCGCUGAGUCAUACCCCUUCCAUGUGAAUAACAGAUUAUUGACAGUCUAUGAUUACGAGAGUGAUGCUGUCAGCUGGAUGGUUGAAACAGCUCAGGAAAAGGGCGCUAAAGUCAUGCAUGUAUCAUUUAAGUGGCCUAACUUGAGAAUUGCAGCUACUGAUUUGACGUAUAAGCUGCAAGAGAAGAAAAAGAAGAAAGAUCAGACUGCCAAGGGAUUAUUUGUUUUCCCAGUUCAGUCUAGAGUGACUGGAGCAAAGUACUCGUUCCAGUGGAUAUCGCAAGCGCAGGCCAACAAAUGGCACGUUUUGCUGGAUGCAUCUGCUUUAGCUCCCAAGGAAAUGGAUUCACUUGCCCUCUCCCUCUUCCGCCCUGAAUUCAUAGUGACCUCAUUCUACAAGGUUUUUGGGGGCGAUCCGACAGGUUUUGGAUGCUUAUUUAUAAAAAGCUCUAUUAUCCAAGAUCUACACACUUCAGAUCGUGCACGGGGUGUGGGAAUGGUUCGAAUAAUUCCUUCAAGAAGUUCAAAUGUGCCACCGGCAAGUGACGAGGGGCAAAGAGGAGGUGAAGAGCAAUUGACAGAUGACCUUGAGAUCGUUCCAGAUGUGUAUGUAGAUGCAGCAGAUUAUGUUAAUCCUGUCAGUGCUUUCUCUGGUCCAAUGGCACAAGUUCAUGCAGACAGCAUUGGGGAGGAGGCCGUAUCAGAUAGAAUCUCUGCUUCUGAUAGAGAAAUGAACGUUGCAUUAUCGGAUGAUGGUUGUAGACCAACUUUUCUUGUGUCUGACGACGAAGAGAAAGAUCCGUUGCAUGGAGAAAUCUACAGUAGAGAAGGGAAACUCGGUGUGCACAGAAACGAUGAAGGACUGGUCUCCGGACGUGAUCCUCCAGGAAGAGAAUCCGGAAGUGAUGAGAUGGAGGAAGAGCCAUGUGGACCCGAGUUUCCUUUGACUCGGAGAGGACCAAAGUUCGGGGGGAAAUCUGGUGCUUCUAAAGAGAUUGAAAGACAUUCUCUACAAGAUGAGAAUCGCUUUUUCUUAGAAAUGGUCAAAGAUCCGAGUACAGAAAUCACAAAUGGAAACGUUGAUAGAGAGAGAGCUUUGAGAACUCAGGAUAAAGCCUCUUCUUCGAGGGAAGUUGAUAAUCGCUUCCUGAGUAGAAUUCAGGAGGAUGUUGAUGAGUGUGCUGAUACCUCACUACCAUAUGAAGACUCACACCUAGCCGCUGACAAUGAGACUGGUAAUAAUGAAUCUUCUACGAUUUGUAGUCCACUUUUUUGUAGUACUCCUAAGUCUACUGGUGGGUUUGAGGAUAAACAGGACCAAGAUUUACAAGUGGCUCAAAACCAGGAAUUACUUGUGCAUGAACACGGGGAGAACAUCGUAAACGAAGUUGAAGCAAGGUCAGAAACUGAUGAGCUGAAAUCGAACAUAAUGUUCAAAGAUGAUCCUUAUUACUCUUCACGAGAGGAGAGACAUGCAGAGGGCUCCUCUCAAGAGGAGCAAACACGAUCUGCUGAUCUUGUAGAUUCUAAUGAUGGCCAUUUUAGUGGUGCAUAUGAGGGGCGUGUGCAACCAUUGAGCCUUGAAGUGGGUAGCAGUCAGUGGGAGGUUCAGUAUGCCAUGCCUGAGCAGGGACCCUUCCAUGCCGUGGGACCGAGCAACAGUGGCAUGCUUGAUGAAGAUCCUGUCAUCUGCAGUGGAUUAGACCAUGUUGACUCUCAAGGUCUCAGCAAAAUCAAUCUGAGAUUCCGAUAUUUGAUCAACUGGAUAGUCAAUGCCCUUCUCAAACUACGGCAUCCAGCACAAAGUGACAGGCAGGGAGCGAAUCUCGUGCACAUUUAUGGUCCCGAAGUGCAUUUGGACAGAGGUCAAGCGAUGGCAUUCAACCUGUUUGACUGGAAUGGAGUACCUAUUCGAACAGAACUCGUGCAGCGCUUGGCUGAUCGGAACAGCAUUUCUUUGGGCCUCGGCACCCUUUGCAAUAUUGUGUAUCCUGAAGGCUCCACUGACCUUGUUGGAUCAUGGUUCAACAAAGGUGCCGAAGUGGAAAGUAAUGAUGGCAAGACUGACUCUCCUCGAGCUUCAAACGCCAGCAAGCAUGACCGCCACUCCGAAAUCUCAGUCGUGACUGCAGCCCUUGGCUUUGUGUCCACAUUUGAGGAUGUGUAUAGAUUAUGGGCUUUUGUCGCCAAAUUUUUGGAUGCAGAUUUCGUUAAACGUGAGGAGCUGCUUUAUCAUUCUCUCAACCAAGAGAUUCAUGUUCUGUAGAAAAAAGGUUGAGAUAAUGCGAGAGUGAAUUGGAUUCCAAUGCCAUGACAAAGAAAAAGAGCCCUUCCUCACUGAGAUUUGAAGAAUAGGAUGUUUGGCUUGUACCAGUAGAUACCGAAUAACGAAUUGAAGGCGAAAGAAUUCAUUCCUGGAAACUUUAGUUAGAAACGUUUAUCAUCUCUUUAUAAUUCUGUAGUUUGUUUUUCAUUCAAGACGAACAUGUUGUAUAUUCUAGAGUUUAAGAUACAUGAAAGAAAAUAUCGUAAUGUUUAUUGUAAUAGAAAAAAAAAAUAAAGAAAAAAAAAGGCAACGAAACCAAGGAAGUGUCAGCCCUUUAUACAAA
This is a messenger RNA of Physcomitrium patens, 4787 nucleotides long. RefSeq lists its product as uncharacterized. NCBI's taxonomy places the organism in Eukaryota, Viridiplantae, Streptophyta, Bryopsida, Funariales, Funariaceae. The record is from RefSeq and is a predicted model, not a curated record.